Messenger RNA from Pochonia chlamydosporia 170, 966 nucleotides. Its product is annotated as arginase family domain-containing protein. Bases 1 to 966 code for a protein of 321 amino acids. Gene Ontology annotation, molecular function: manganese ion binding; arginase activity. Gene Ontology annotation, cellular component: cytoplasm. The record is from RefSeq and is a predicted model, not a curated record. NCBI's taxonomy places the organism in Eukaryota, Fungi, Ascomycota, Sordariomycetes, Hypocreales, Clavicipitaceae. The transcript has a single exon.
AUGUCACCUUCAAGCAAAAUUGACAUUAUUUACGUUCCCGCGGAUUGCGGCUCUGUGAUUCCAGGUAAAUCCAAAGCCCCCAAAGCAUUCCAGGAUGUUGGACUCGCCAGAAAACUACGAGAUGCCGGCGUGUUAAAGGUGUCAGAACACAACGCUCUGGAGUCUCCAGCCGAAUACUCCAUUUCAGACUUUGCUCGAGAUAGCGUCCGUAAUGAGGAGCUGAAUAUCUCUGUCUGUUACAGCGUCGAUAAAGCCCUACAACAAACACUUGAACCUUCGACAAGCGAUAUUCCAUUCCAGCUUAUCAUUGGCGGCGAGUGUGGCAUGUCGCCGGGAAUCUUGGCAGCUUUCUGGCGUUGGGCUUAUUCACACUCGCCUGCCCUGCGAGUGGGCUUUCUUUACAUUGAUGCCGACGCCGAUUUGAAUACGCCAAACGACCGCUCUUUUGCGGGAACUUUUGCAGGAAUGAACAUGACGCAUCUCCUUCGAACACCUGGUGCGUUCCGCAGUAUGGACGUGUUUUCUCGUCCUACUGGUGGACCUCUCUGCGAUGCAUCUAAUACCGUUUUCUUUGGCAUGAACGUUGAUAAUGCGGGCAAUACACGAGAGCAACUUGCAUUCCUCCUUGAGAAUGGUUUCCGGGUCGUAAUUUCGGCUUCUGUAGCGAAAGAUCCAGUUCAGACUGCCAAAAGUGCACUCAAUUAUCUUGAACAAAACUCGGACGUCAUCCUAGUACACCUAGAUGUUGAUUCUAUCGACCCGAAAAUGUUCCCCUUGGCAAACAUUCCAAAUUAUACUGGGGUUGCAUUUGAGGAUAUGAUGCAGGCGUUGACGGUGGUUCUGGCAAGUCCAAAGGUUAAGGGUUUGACCGUCGCGGAGGUUAACCCAGACCAUGAUAUUGGAUUGGAUAUGACAACUAGGCUGGCAGACCAUCUUGUAAACAUGUUAGCUGCCAAGCCAUCUUAG